Molecule: messenger RNA, 357 nt
Organism: Phanerochaete carnosa HHB-10118-sp
Lineage: Eukaryota; Fungi; Basidiomycota; Agaricomycetes; Polyporales; Phanerochaetaceae
Exons: 3
Coding region: 1-357 (118 amino acids)
Source: RefSeq, a predicted model, not a curated record
AUGGGUGGCAACAAAUAUAGAGCUUUGUUAGCGGUCAACAUAGCACAGCUGCUGACCCACAAUCUUGUGAUUGGGUCACCCGUAGCGCAACUUUCCGAGACACUGCCUCCAAUGCUCAUCCAUCGCUUCAUGAUCAACCUGCGAACGGUCGACUCGGAGGCGCUGAAUUACUCUAUGCAUCUUACUAAUCGACAGCAAGAACAGUCGACGGUGCAGUUCAGAAGGCCAACAAAUCGGUUGGGUAAUAUCGGAGAGAUGCUGCAGAGUGCCUGGGACAAUGACGGGCCCACAAACGAAGAGAUUGACCGCGCAGAAGUGGAUGGGGCAGGACGGAGCGAGAAUAGUGCAGAGGCAUGA